AUGACUAAGCACUCCGCUCAGAGGAUCUCGCGACAUAGCAGGUCCGAGAUCAAGCCUGGUGUAAUGCCCCGCACCUUCCGCCUCAAUAGGGCAGCUGUCUGUUGCGCUCAAGUGGUAACUGCGCUCCCCAAAAGGCCCUUUUUAUCAUUACGAGUACCCAUCUCACAGAGUUUUUCUCAAAAACCAAACCUCACUUAUCGCACAUAUCUCACAGACUCUAUUCGUGUCCACCAAGAAAAGAAAAUGGCUCCCCAGCUCGACGGUUUCUUCAAGCAAGUCGACAGCUCCGCCGACCACUUCAUUGAGCGUCUGCGUAAGGCUGUUGCCAUUCCCUCCAUUUCUGCCGAAGAUGCCCGCCGACCUGAUGUCGUCCGCAUGGGAGAGUGGCUCGGCGACGAGCUCAAGGCUCUUGGAGCUUCUGUAGAGCUUCGACCUCUUGGAAAGCAGCCCCACAAGGAGUAUCUCGACCUUCCUCCUGUUGUCCUUGCACGAUAUGGAAACGAUAAGAACAAGCGCACUAUCCUCGUCUAUGGCCAUUACGAUGUUCAGCCUGCUGAGAAGAGCGACGGCUGGGCCACCGAGCCCUUUGACCUUACCGUUGACGACAAAGGUCGCAUGUUUGGACGUGGAUCUACAGACGACAAGGGUCCCGUCUUGGGCUGGUUGAAUGCUAUUGAGGCUCACCAGAAGGCUGGCGUCGAUUUCCCUGUCAAUCUGCUCAUGUGCUUCGAAGGUAUGGAGGAAUAUGGUUCUGAAGGCCUUGACGACCUGAUCAAAGAGGAAGCCAAAAAGUACUUUGCCGAUGCUGAGGCCGUUUGUAUCUCGGACAACUACUGGCUUGGUACCGAGAAGCCUUGCUUGACCUACGGCCUUCGCGGUUGUAACUACUACUCAGUCGAGAUUUCCGGCCCUGGUGCCGACCUCCACAGUGGCGUCUUCGGUGGCACCGCCCAGGAGCCCAUGACCGAUCUUGUCAGGGUUCUCGGAUCGCUCGUCAACACUGGCGGCGAGAUUCAGAUCCCUGGUAUCAAGGAGCAGGUUGCUCCUAUCACUGCUGAUGAGGAAGGUCUUUACGAUGGUAUUUCUUUCACCAUGGACAACAUCCAUGAGUCUUUGGGUAGCAAGACAACCAUCUUUGAUGAUAAGAAGCGCACUCUUAUGGGCCGAUGGCGAUACCCUUCACUUUCUAUCCAUGGUGUGGAGGGCGCUUUCUCUGCUCCCGGAGCCAAGACCGUCAUUCCCGCCAAGGUGAUUGGAAAGUUUUCUAUCCGAACUGUUCCUGACAUGGACAUUGAUAAGACCAACGAAGCUGUGUACAAAUACGUUGAGGACCAGUUUGCCAAACUUGGCAGCAAGAACACUCUCAAGGUUUAUGCUCAGCACACCGGUAAGUGGUGGGUUGCUUCGCCAAAGCACUGGAACUUCUCAGCCGCUGCCAAGGCUGUCGAGCGUGUAUGGGGUGUUGAGCCUGAUUACACUCGUGAGGGUGGAAGUAUCCCUGUCACUCUGACUUUCGAGGAGGCCACAGGCAAGAACGUGCUCCUGCUACCUAUGGGCAGCUCUACAGAUGGUGCUCAUUCUAUCAACGAGAAGCUUGACAAGCGCAACUAUAUCGAGGGCAUUAAAUUGUUGGGAGCUUACUUGCACUAUGUUGCUGAGGAGCCUCAAUCUUAG
Molecule: messenger RNA, 1674 nt
Organism: Fusarium venenatum
Lineage: Eukaryota; Fungi; Ascomycota; Sordariomycetes; Hypocreales; Nectriaceae
Biological process (GO): proteolysis
Molecular function (GO): metallodipeptidase activity
Source: RefSeq, a predicted model, not a curated record